CCUCUGUCUCUUAUUCUCUCUCUUGUUUUGCAGUGCAGAGAGGAUUGAAUUGAAUCAAGAUGGUGAAGUUCUCGAAGCAGCUGGAAGCUCAAUUGAUCCCGGAAUGGAAGGACGCCUUCGUCAAUUACUGGCUACUCAAGAAACACAUAAAGAAGAUCAAACUCUCCAGAAUUCCCAAACUAUCUAAACAAUUAAACCACGACUUCACUCGCUCCAUUUUCUACACCGUUCGCUUCUUCCUCUCCAAGAAAUUCGUCACUAGUUCCGAUAACAACACCACCGCUGCCGCUGCCGCCACCGCCCAUGUCCUUCAGGUGACGAGUAAAAGCAUGGAUAGUGAUGAUACGGAGGAGGACGAUGAAGAACAAGGGUGCCAAACCGAUCGCCUGCAAUUAUUGUCAGAAGAAGACGAGGUGAAGGGCUUCUUAGAGAGCUUGGAGGAUGAGCUGAACAAAGUGAACCAGUUUUACAAGACUAAAGAGGGUGAGUUUGUUGAGAGAGGAGAGAUUCUACAGAAACAGCUUCAGAUUCUUCUAGACCUUAAGCAGAUUCUCGACCAGCAGCCUCGUAAGCUCAUACCGGGAAUUCUUCCUCCAUCUUCGCCUUCCUCUGAUUUUUCUGAGAGUCCUAGGGAAUCAAUUGAUCAGGAAUCAACAGAGACAGAUGACAUAAUAUCAACAUUCGAGAAGAAUGGAUUGAGCUUCAUCAACUCUGCCUCGACCAGGACUAAAACAAAGAAAGGGAAGCCUAAAAUGGCUAUGAGGAUUGACAUUCCAUCGACAACACCGACACGGACAAUCGCAGCAUUGACAUCAAUGCUUUGGGAAGAUUUAGUGAAUAAUCCCAAGAAAGAAGGAGCUGGAGAUAUUAUUAAUAGGAAGAAAAUACAGUGUGCAGAGAAGAUGAUUAGAGGAGCAUUUGUUGAGCUAUACAGAGGUCUUGGUCUUUUGAAAACUUACAGCUCAUUGAAUAUGGUGGCUUUUACAAAGAUACUCAAGAAAUUCGACAAGGUAGCCAACCGGCAGGAAUCCGCGAGUUACUUGAAAGUAGUCAAGAGAUCUCAUUUCAUUAGCUCUGAUAAGGUUGUUAGACUAAUGGAUGAAGUGGAGUCUAUAUUCACAAAGCAUUUCGCCAACAAUGACAGGAAAAAGACCAUGAAGUUCUUAAGACCACAACAGCAGAAAGAUUCACACAUGGUCACAUUUUUUGUUGGGUUGUUCACUGGUUGUUUUGUAUCAUUGUUUGCCGUUUACGCGAUACUGGCACACUUGGCUGGUGUUUUUUCUCCUAGUAGUGGAAUAACGUACAUGGAAACUGUCUAUCCUGUUUUCAGUGUUUUUGCAUUGUUGAGCUUGCAUUUGUUCAUGUAUGGAUGCAACCUAUUCAUGUGGAAUACUAUGAGGAUCAACUACAACUUCAUUUUUGAAUUUCAACCAAGCACAGCUUUGAAGUAUAGAGAUGCAUUUCUCAUUUGUACAACUUUCAUGACUUCUGUGGUUGGGUCAAUGGUCAUUCACCUCCUUUUACGUGCUCACGGAUUUUCCCCGAGCCACGUUGAUGCCAUUCCUGGAAUUCUUCUCCUGAUUUUUCUUGUGUUGCUUGUAUCUCCAUUCAAUGUCCUGUAUCGACCAACUCGCUAUUGCUUCCUCCGCAUUAUACGUAAUAUAGUCUGCUCUCCAUUCUAUAAGGUUUUGAUGGUAGAUUUUUUCAUGGCAGAUCAACUUACUAGUCAGAUUACUCUGUUGAGGCACUUAGAAUCCACAACCUGCUAUUUUCUCGCGGGAAGUUUCAAGACGCAUAGCUACAAAACCUGCAACUCCACAAGAUUAUAUAGAGAACUUGCUUAUGUAAUCUCUUUUAUGCCAUACUAUUGGCGAGCGAUGCAGUGUGCGAGACGAUGGUUUGACGAGAAUGACUCGAAUCAUCUAGCAAAUAUGGGGAAGUAUGUUUCGGCGAUGGUAGCAGCAGGAGCCAGAAUUACAUAUUCUAGGCAGAGUGACAACCUAUGGUUUGCUAUAGUGUUGGUGACUUCUGUGGUGGCUACUAUUUAUCAGUUGUAUUGGGAUUUUGUCAAGGAUUGGGGUAUUCUCAACACCAAGUCCAAGAAUCCAUGGCUUAGGGAUGAUCUAGUUUUGAAGAACAAAGGCAUUUACUACAUGUCCAUUGCAAUGAAUGUAGUUCUUAGAGUGGUUUGGGUGGAGACCAUCACGGGGUUCCAUUUUAACAUGGUUGAGUCGCGAUUGCUGGACUUUUUCAUGGCGUCGUUGGAGAUCAUUCGACGAGGGCAUUGGAAUUUCUACAGGUUGGAGAAUGAGCAUUUGAACAAUGUUGGGAAGUUCAGGGCAGUGAAGGCAGUGCCAUUACCAUUCCGCGAGACUGAUUCCGAUGGCUGAGAUGAAAUGUGGUUGAUCGUAUAGAAUUGCCAUGGAUAAGCUCAUGAAGAGGAGCAGCAUUCGAUCAGUGCUUUCUACCACCAUUGAUGAAGGGAUCUACAUUUUGCUGGAGCUAUUUGGCAAAGAUUUCCCUCUGCAUCCAUCGAAUUGAUCCGUGCUUUACUCUGCAAUUGUAAAGCUCAUAGUUUGAUGAAUCUCAUUACUUUGGAUCUCUCUUUUAUGUGAUGUAAAUGUACUCAAUGCAAACAAUAUUGCAUUUUUUUUACACGUUUUGCAAUGAUUUCCAAGUUGCAUGUAUGGUCAUUUGACAAGAAUGUAGAAAUGACAACAAAUAAAAACUGGAUCCCUUUUUCCUGUUU
This is a messenger RNA of Tripterygium wilfordii, 2752 nucleotides long. Its product is annotated as phosphate transporter PHO1-like. Gene Ontology annotation, biological process: cellular response to phosphate starvation; phosphate ion transport. NCBI's taxonomy places the organism in Eukaryota, Viridiplantae, Streptophyta, Magnoliopsida, Celastrales, Celastraceae. The record is from RefSeq and is a predicted model, not a curated record. The transcript has 15 exons. Gene Ontology annotation, molecular function: inositol hexakisphosphate binding. The coding region runs from base 60 to 2393 and encodes 777 amino acids. Gene Ontology annotation, cellular component: trans-Golgi network; cytoplasm; Golgi apparatus.